AUGGACCAAGUUAUCAAGGAUGCCAAGGAUCGGGAUGAGGCUCGCAUGCGUGAGAUCAAGAAGCUUCGCGACAAGUCGGAGAACGAGUUGAAGAACUUGAGGGAGAAGUCAGACACAUCUUCGAAGGACGCAGAGGCGCUGCGCCAGCGCCAGCUGGAAGAGGCCUCAAUGGAGCUGAAGGAACUCCACAGCGAGACAGCCCAGCAGAAGGAGGCAAAACUUGCAGGUGUGUAA
This is a messenger RNA of Symbiodinium pilosum, 234 nucleotides long. Lineage: Eukaryota; Dinophyceae; Suessiales; Symbiodiniaceae. The record is from the annotation of a GenBank genome assembly.